AUGGCGACUACAGUUCUCGUAACAGGAGCUACUGGCCUCUUGGGCCGGCAGGUCUUCGACCGAUUUAAGCGCUCCGGCUGCCUCACUGUCGGCCAGGGCUUCUCGCGAGCCAACCCACCCACUAUCCUCAAGUCUGACCUUGAGAAGCCGGACGAUAUUAAGGGACUGCUGGACGAAGCCAAGCCUCAGAUUGUUAUCCACUGUGCUGCUAACCGGUUCCCCGAUCUGUGCGAUAAGAACCCCGAGCAAGCACGCCGAGUCAACGUCGACGCUACGCGCCACCUUGCAGAGUUAACAGCGGAGAGGAACAUACUCCUAGUAUACAUAUCCACGGACUAUGUCUUCCCAGGCACCGAGGGAGAGGCACCAUACGAGGCCGAUACAGAGACGAAGCCCCCAAACCUGUACGGUGAGCUGAAGCGGGAUGGCGAGCAAGUUGUGCUUGAAGCUACCAAGAAGAGUGGUAUGGGUAUCAUUGUUCGUGUACCAGUGCUGUACGGCACCGCAAACGAAAACUCCGAGAGCGCCGUCAACACGCUAGUUGACGCCGUCUGGAAAGCUCAGGAUGAGAAUGCAGGCAUCAAGAUGGACGACUGGGCUCAGCGAUACCCUACCAACACCGAGGAUGUCGCGCGCGUGCUGCGCGAUAUUGUGAUUAAGUAUCUUAAGGAGCGCGGCCAAAUCCUGAAGCUCCCCAAGGUUCUUCAGUUCUCAUCCGAAGACAGGAUGACCAAGUACGAGAUAUGCGAGAAAUUUGCGGAGAUCCUGGGCGUGUCCCUAAAGGGAAUGGUCCGUAACAAGGAAGGAAAUGACCCGAAUGCGUCAGUACAGCGACCGUACGAUACUCAUCUUUCGACCAAGGCGCUGAAGGACCUGGGAAUUGAUGUGCAGACGGUUGGAUUCGUCGAUUGGUGGUGA
Aspergillus mulundensis is the source of this 918-nucleotide messenger RNA. Its product is annotated as dTDP-4-dehydrorhamnose reductase family protein. Gene Ontology annotation, biological process: S-adenosylmethionine biosynthetic process. The record is from RefSeq and is a predicted model, not a curated record. The coding region runs from base 1 to 918 and encodes 305 amino acids. Gene Ontology annotation, cellular component: methionine adenosyltransferase complex. The transcript is spliced from 3 exons. Lineage: Eukaryota; Fungi; Ascomycota; Eurotiomycetes; Eurotiales; Aspergillaceae. Gene Ontology annotation, molecular function: methionine adenosyltransferase regulator activity.